AGUUAUUGAGUUUCCGUUGCGUAUCUUGAAAAUUAUGCCAUAAGAUAAUUUUUUUGCUUUUCAACUGCUUUUAUUGUCUGGUGCAAUGGAAGUUGCAUAACCAUGAGUAAUCAUGGUGGUUUUAUCUUAAAAAAAUGACCUCCAUUUCCAUUAUCGACCCAUUGGUACACUGUUGGUACCAAAUUAAUUUCCCAUUAGAGUAGAUGACACAACUUUCACUAUAACAAGUCACGUGAUGAGUCGACCUUGUUUUGUUUCAGUGUGACGUUAGCAGAGAAGAAGUAACUUCUGAAUCACUAACAACGUCUGUGAAAAUUCUAAUUACUCACGACACGUCACAAGUAAAAACAAAAUCUUAAUAUAAAAGUGUAAUUACAAAAUGAGUUAUCCAGGAUAUCCACCCUAUCAAGCGGGCUCAAACUACCCGCCGAACCCAAAUUCCGGGUCACCUUAUCCCCCCAAUCCCCCUUAUCCCCAACAAGGGGGCGUUUAUCCCCCCAGUGUUGGGUAUACUUCAGGCUCCCCCAUGUACAUGCCGCAACCCUACGGCGGUGGCGGGUAUCCUCCUCAAACCGGGGGUUCCCCCUAUCCACAACCUAGUCCCUAUCCCAGUCAAGGGGCAGGUCCCUACCCAGGUCAGGGAUCCUCUCCCUACCCCAACCAGGGGGCUAGUCCCUAUCCUCCUCCAGGUGGCCAAGGAGCCGCUCCUUACCCCAGUCAAGGGGGCCAUCAAGGACCCUCUCCUUACCCCUCCCAACCCUAUGGCCAAGGACACCAGACCCCUAGCUAUACACCCUCUUAUAGUCAAGGCCAACACACAAUCAAGAGAUCCCCGACUGUGGUUCCCGCGCACCCUUUCAACCCUCGCGAAGAUGCCGAAAUCUUGCGCAAGGCUAUGAAAGGUUUCGGAACGGAUGAAAAAGCCAUCAUCAAUGUCCUAGCCCGCCGUACCAACGCCCAGCGAUUGGAAAUCGAAGUACAAUUCAAAACCCUCUACGGCAAGGACUUGAUCAGCGACCUAAAGAGCGAAUUAACUGGAAACUUCGAAAAUUUAAUCGUGGCAAUGAUGACUCCACUCCCGCAAUACUACGCGAGGGAGAUUCACGACGCCAUCAGCGGCGUCGGAACCGACGAAGACGUUCUCAUCGAAACCAUGUGCACCCUUAGCAAUGCGGAAAUCCGUACAAUUCGUGACGCCUAUCAUAGAACCUACUACCAAAAUCUGGAGAGCGACUUGAAGGGCGACACCAGCGGUCAUUUCCGCCGUCUCAUGGUGUCACUCUGCAGUGCUGGACGUGACGAAAGUAUGCAGACUAAUCCUCAGGCUGCGACAGCCGAUGCCCAGGCCUUGCUCCGUGCCGGAGAGCUUCAAGUCGGGACGGACGAAUCAACAUUCAAUAUGAUACUCUGUCAGAGGAAUCAUGCCCAACUUCGGUUGAUUUUCGAAGAGUACCAGCGCUUAACCGGGCAUGAUAUUGAAAAAGCCAUCAAGAAUGAGUUUUCGGGUGAUAUUGAAGAAGGGCUUUUGGCGGUCGUAAGGUCGAUUAAGAAUCAACCGGCGUUCUUUGCGAAGAGGUUGAAUAAAUCAAUGAAAGGGAUGGGAACAAAUGAUCGCGAUUUGAUCAGAUUGGUUGUGACGAGGUCGGAGAUUGAUAUGGGGGAUAUCAAGAGGGAGUAUCAGGCCAAAUAUGGGGAAUCACUUGCUGAUGCCAUCAAGGGCGACUGUUCCGGUGAUUAUAAAAAGUGUCUUUUGGCACUUAUUGGAGAAUCGUAAACUGUUAAACUUAUUGUGUCAAAUUUUUAAAUGUUUGGUGCUUUAUUCCAUGUAUUUUUAUCCACAUUAAUGAAAUUUAUAGUACAUUGUUCUCUAUUGUUCAAUAUGUAUUAAACUGUAUUUUUAUAAUGUUAUUAUUAAACUUGAAAGAAUAUGGCCAAUAAAGACGAGAAAAACGUAUUCUAUGAGCGAAAGUUCUAUAUAUUGUACAAUGUUGAUCUGCUAUUUAUGUACACGUUUUUGCUACUGUUAUACAAUUUAAUAAAUGUAACGUGCAACAUG
Tribolium castaneum (red flour beetle) is the source of this 2056-nucleotide messenger RNA. RefSeq names its product annexin B9. The record is from RefSeq and is a predicted model, not a curated record. The transcript has 6 exons. Bases 380 to 1774 code for a protein of 464 amino acids. Gene Ontology annotation, molecular function: calcium-dependent phospholipid binding; calcium ion binding. Gene Ontology annotation, cellular component: cytoplasm. Lineage: Eukaryota; Metazoa; Arthropoda; Insecta; Coleoptera; Tenebrionidae.